GACGAAUCUGCCACCCAGAAACAUUCACAUUUUGAGCAAUUGUCACCUCUUCGAGCGUGAGAAAGCUGCACACAAUGUCUCUUUCACGCCUAGGAGCUGCAUUCUCCCGCUCAAAGUGCUCGUCUCGUCUUCAAUGGCCCCAGACACGAGCACUCUCGAGCUCCUCCGGCCUCAAGGCCAGGCCCGAAACUGAGCUGAACUCGGUCAGCAAGUUCAUCACGCAGCCUAAAUCCCAGGGUGCCUCCCAGGCCAUGCUGUACGCCACCGGUAUGGACGAGGAGGACAUGAACAAGGCCCAGGUCGGAAUCUCGUCGGUGUGGUACUCGGGUAACCCAUGCAACAUGCAUCUGCUCGACCUGAACCACAAGGUCAAGGAGGGUGUCGAAAGGGCGGGACUCAAGGGUAUGCAAUUCAAUACAAUUGGUGUUAGUGACGGUAUCUCCAUGGGCACAAAGGGCAUGCGAUAUUCCCUGCAGUCGCGCGAGAUCAUUGCCGACUCGAUCGAGACGGUCAUGGGCGGUCAGUGGUACGAUGCGAACAUCUCCAUUCCUGGCUGUGACAAGAACAUGCCCGGUGUAGUCAUGGCCAUGGGCCGUGUCAACCGUCCCUCCAUCAUGGUCUACGGCGGCACCAUCCAGCCCGGCUGCGCCAAAACCAUGAACAACGAAUCCAUCGACAUCGUCUCUGCCUUCCAGGCCUACGGCCAGUUCAUCACGGGCGAGAUCAACGAGGAGCAGCGCUUCGACAUCAUCCGCCACGCCUGCAACGGUCAGGGAGCUUGCGGAGGCAUGUACACCGCCAACACCAUGGCCCUCGCCAUUGAGACCAUCGGUCUCACCCUCCCCGGCUCCUCGUCCAACCCGGCCAACUCCAAGGCCAAGGUUCUCGAGUGUCUCGCAGCCGGAGGCGCCAUCAAGAACCUCCUGAAGGAAGACAUCCGACCCCGCGACAUCAUCACCCGCCAGGCCAUCGAAGAGGCCAUGAUUCUCGUCAACAUCACUGGUGGCUCUACCAACGCCGUCCUCCACCUUAUCGCCAUCGCCGAUUCCGUCGGCAUCAAGCUCAACAUCGAAGACUUCCAAUCCGUCUCCGAUCGCACCCCCUUCCUCGCCGACCUCAAGCCCUCCGGAAAAUACGUCAUCGCCGACAUCUACAACAUCGGCGGCACCCCAUCCCUCCUCAAAUUCCUCCUUAAAGAGGGCGUCAUCAAGGGCGAAGGCAUGACCGUCACCGGCAAGCCCCUCAAGGAGAACCUCAAGGACGUGCCCGACUUCCCCGCCGACCAGGACAUCAUCCGACCCUUCUCCAACCCCAUCAAACCCACCGGCCACAUCCAGAUCCUCCGCGGCAAUCUCGCACCAGGCGGCUGCGUAGGCAAGAUCACGGGCAAGGAGGGCCUCCGCUUCGUCGGCAAAGCCAAAGUGUACGACGCCGAGGACGACUUCAUCUCCGCGCUCGAGGCCGGCGAGAUCAAGAAGGGCGAGAAGACGGUUGUCAUCAUCCGAUACGAAGGCCCCAAGGGCGGCCCAGGCAUGCCGGAGAUGCUGAAGCCGUCGUCCGCGAUCAUGGGCGCCGGCCUCGGCAAGGACGUCGCGCUGUUGACCGACGGCCGCUUCUCCGGCGGCUCCCACGGCUUCCUCAUCGGCCACAUCGUGCCCGAGGCCCAGGAGGGCGGCGCCAUCGGCCUCGUCCAGGACGGCGACGUCAUCACCAUCGACGCCGAGAAGCGCGAGUUGAGCGUUGACGUCAGCGACGAGGAGCUCGCGAGGAGGAAGGACGCCUGGACCGCACCGCCCCUCAAGUACAGCAAGGGCACGCUGUUCAAGUACGCGAGGUUCGUCAAGGAUGCUAGCCACGGCUGCGUCACUGACGGUGCGUGAUCGCGACAUUCCAUGCGCUGUCUAAUCACCAAUUCUUCACGAUCGACCAGGAAAAAAUGUUCUGCGGGUUUCCAGUGUGGGUAGUCGUCUUCGUCUUUGCUGUAUGAUGGUUCUGUCUUACGAGUAUGUCAAUCUACAUGUCAUGUCACGUCAGGGGUCAGGGUCAGGGUCAGGGUUUUUCUGAUGAGGAACAAAAUCAAAAUUCGGUCCUGGAGUAUGUAUGAAAGAGUUUCUUCCCCCUUUUUUUUUGUCCGUUAGUUUUCAUCUAUUCUUCUGUGCCUGGGAUGCUACUUGUUGGGGCGGGGGGCUUUUUUGUCCGCUUGGAGCGCAUUAUCAAAAAGAACAAUAAAAAUGAAAGAAAACACAAGAUAUGCACACAUUUCCCACAUUGUUCAUGAGCAAAGAUCAAAACCGACAUCACGCGCAUGGCAUACGUCACUGGUGGGUG
Aaosphaeria arxii CBS 175.79 is the source of this 2328-nucleotide messenger RNA. Its product is annotated as dihydroxy-acid dehydratase. Bases 75 to 1880 code for a protein of 601 amino acids. Gene Ontology annotation, biological process: branched-chain amino acid biosynthetic process. Gene Ontology annotation, cellular component: mitochondrion. The transcript has 2 exons. Gene Ontology annotation, molecular function: dihydroxy-acid dehydratase activity. NCBI's taxonomy places the organism in Eukaryota, Fungi, Ascomycota, Dothideomycetes, Pleosporales. The record is from RefSeq and is a predicted model, not a curated record.